Salvia splendens (bonfire salvia) is the source of this 702-nucleotide messenger RNA. RefSeq names its product exocyst complex component EXO84A. The transcript has 2 exons. Bases 117 to 464 code for a protein of 115 amino acids. The record is from RefSeq and is a predicted model, not a curated record. Lineage: Eukaryota; Viridiplantae; Streptophyta; Magnoliopsida; Lamiales; Lamiaceae.
CGUCUCGAUCGUCGUCUUUCCCUCUCUCUCUCUAAUUUUCUGUUAUCAUAUUUUGGAUCUUAUUCGUGAAUUUGAUCGCAGAUAGAGGUGAUUUUAAAAUACCGAAACAGUAAGUGAUGGCGUUGUCGACAAUGCAAGGAUCCAUCGAUUUCGACGCGGAGAUGACACUGAGUGACAAGCUCAUAGUCUUCAAAUCCAACAAUUUUGAUCCUCCAUCCUACUUCCACAGCAACAGCGGCGGCACCACCGAAAAGGAAAGUAGGCAAUUGUGCAUGCACCUAGAUAGGUUGAACAAGGCUUCUGCAGAAGAAAUGCGGAAAAGUGUCUUUUAUAAGGCGUCUGGUCGUUCCAAACAUUUCAAAAAUUCACCUCUAUUUCUGAUGAUGUUCAUUAUCUUUUGCUAUAUAUAUUUUUCAGGACAUCAAGAGAGAUCUCUGAUCUUGAAGGGGAGCUUGUUUCCUUGAAAAACCUGUUGUCUACGCGAGCAAAUAUCAUCAACGGGAUAGCUGAUGGAGUUCGGAUCGAGUCCUUGCCAGAUGGAACUGAUCAUGCUAGAGAGGCUGCAGAUUUAGAGUUCGAAGAGACAGAGCCUCCAAAAUACGACAAGUGGCUGUCCCAGUUUAUGGAGAAGAUUGAGGUCUUACUGGCUGAGAGGCGAAUCGAUGAGGCUCUGGCAAUACUAGACGAAGGCGAGGUUCUAGC